Molecule: messenger RNA, 1200 nt
Organism: Anopheles cruzii
Lineage: Eukaryota; Metazoa; Arthropoda; Insecta; Diptera; Culicidae
Product: MYG1 exonuclease
Exons: 1
Coding region: 86-1150 (354 amino acids)
Cellular component (GO): nucleus; cytoplasm
Source: RefSeq, a predicted model, not a curated record
UCCACUGAUUUGUAAGCAUUUAUUUGCAGCACGCUUCCAUCGAUCCUUGAUCCGUAAAGAGUCGGCAAGAAACCUAAUCAGCAACAUGGCGAACAACAACGAGCAAGCGAAACGAUUCAAAGACGGCCAGCAAACCGAGGUCCGUCUAAAGAUAGGUACGCACGAUGGAAUUUUCCACUGUGACGAAGUCCUAGCGUGCUACAUGCUCCAGCAGUUACCACAAUACUCGACGGCACAAAUAGUACGGACAAGGGAUCAAAAACUGCUGGAUACGUGUGACAUCGUAGUGGAUGUCGGCUCUGUAUACGAUCAUGAGCACCACCGGUACGACCACCACCAGGCGUCGUUUGGCGAUACGCUAAACAGUUUGCGACCCGAAGUGGGCUCCCGGUGGAACAUCCGGCUUAGCUCGGCUGGGUUGGUGUACACGCACUUUGGCGAGGAGGUGUUGCGCUUGUUACUGCAGAAAAAGUUAGACCAAGAACCGAAUGCCGAAUGUCUGCGUGCUGUGUAUCUCAAGGUGUACGAUGGGUUUAUUAGCGAAAUCGACGCCAUCGACAACGGUGUUCCGAUGUUCGAGGGCGGCGAACCAAAGUACAAUAUUACAACGAACCUUAGUUCCCGCAUGCACAAUUUCAACCCCACCUGGAAUGAACCUUCGCCGCCACCAGAAAGCCUGGAGCGUUUCGAACAGGCCAAAGCAUACGUCGGACGAGAGUUUGAGGACAAAGUGCUUUACUACGCUAAAAGUUGGUGGCCAGCGCGCGAUCUGGUGUCUCGGGCUCUUGCUGAUCGAUUAACCGUGCACGAAUCGGGUGCCAUUCUGGAGCUGGAACAAUUUUGUCCUUGGAAGGAACAUCUUUAUCUUCUAGAAAAAGAACAAAAUUUAGUGGGCAAGGCAAAAUAUGUGCUAUACUUUAACAAGGAACAUGAUUGGCGUAUCAUCUGUGUGCCAAAUCAACCAUCAUCAUUCGUUUGCCGCAAGUUUCUUAAGAAAUCGUGGCGUGGUGUACGCGAUGAGGAGCUUGAGAAAGUGUCGGGAAUUGCGGGAGCAAAAUUUUGCCACCAGACUGGCUUCAUUGGAGGUAACACGACACGCGAAGGAGCACUGCGAAUGGCAGUUGCAAGUUUACAGGCCCCCGAAGAUUAGUUCGUCGAUAAAUUUUCGUACAUAAAAGGAAGCUAUUCUAGCUUGAUGAG